This is a messenger RNA of Ceraceosorus bombacis, 1652 nucleotides long. NCBI's taxonomy places the organism in Eukaryota, Fungi, Basidiomycota, Exobasidiomycetes, Ceraceosorales, Ceraceosoraceae. The record is from the annotation of a GenBank genome assembly.
AUGGCGUCCUGGCUAUCGUUUAGCACACCAACGGACAUCGAUGUGCGGCUGGAAGGGGAAGAGUCUCACAAGCAGGUGGAUGUCAGGCUGGACAAGGAUAGGAGGGAGAGGUGUCCCGUGUAUCUGGAUGGCGAACCUGUGAGGGGCACCGUGCACGUGAGGGUAAGGGAUGGCAAGCGGCUCGCUCACGAGGGCAUCAAGAUCGAAUUCAUAGGCAGUAUCGGUGAGUGCAGUGGGAGCGUUGCAAUGGAUGGGCCAAGAAACUGCUGAGCGACCGAUGUUUAUGGUUUGAGAACCUUGAACUCGAUUGCCAUCGUGCGAGUCCCGGUUGUUUGUCUCGUAGCGCCCAGCUUUGCUCGUGCACUGUAUCUCGGGGGUCAUGCCGCCGCUCCGCGAUCACGUUGCGUGUCAACAUGCCUGACAAUCCCAUUAUCUUGCUUGCCUUUUCAGAGCUGUUCUACGAUCGAGGCAAUCACUACGAAUUUCUCGCGCUCACGCAAGAACUGGCCAGCCCAGGCGAAAUUCGCAACGCCCAGUCAUUCGAUUUCGACUUUAAGAAUGUGGAAAAACAGUAUGAAAGCUACGUCGGCAUCAAUGUCAAGUUAAGGUGAGACGUCGAGAGGAGAUCCGCGACUCGCAGCUACGAAUGGACGGCAGAGAUUAGGUGCAAGGAGCGAGCUGGCGAGUGCGCACCUCGCUGCUCAGCAUGUGGGCGAGGCAGGUUCCAUUCAUCUUUGGCGCCCAACAGGCAGCCUCUGUUGGCUCCGUAGAAGAGCUGAUGCACAAGUCCGCACUGCACACCUCGCUCAGAUACUUUUUGCGGGUCAUCGUUUCGCGACGGAUGGCGGAUAUCACCAAGGAAAAGGACAUGUGGGUGCAUUCGUACCGCAUGCCGCCGGACAGCAACAAUGCCAUCAAGAUGGAAGUGGGGAUUGAAGAUUGCCUGCACAUCGAGUUCGAGUACAACAAGAGCAAGUCAGUUGAGCAAAGUCCCCCCGUGUUGAUGCCAAUGGAAAUCUGAAAUUCUGCAUUUUCGCAUGCAGAUAUCAUUUAAAGGAUGUCAUCGUCGGCAAAAUCUACUUCUUGCUCGUCAGAAUCAAGAUCAAGCACAUGGAGCUCAGCAUCAUCAGAAGGGAAACGACAGGUACAGGUGAUUUAAUCAGGGCUCAGGCUCUCUCCAACGCUUUGCUAACCCAUCUGCCUGUACCCUGCCCGCAGCACCCAACCAGUACAAUGAAUCAGAGACAAUCACAAAGUUCGAGAUCAUGGAUGGAGCUCCCGUGAGGGGUGAGUUGGUACUACCUCCCACCAUUCGAGUGCACAUGUUAUGCCUUUCUCUCUGCUCAUUCGUCCCUUCGCGCCGCAGGCGAAACCAUCCCAAUCCGGCUGUUCCUGGGUGGAUUUGAGCUGACACCGACAUUCAGAGAGGUCAACAAAAAGUUUAGCACGAGGUACUAUUUGAACUUGGUCUUGAUCGACGAGGAAAACCGACGGUAUUUCAAGCAGCAGGAAAUCACCAUCUUGUAAGUGGUUCUGCCGCUCGCCGGGGGAGCUGCUGCAUUUGCAGUCGCGAGAAUCGUAGCGGGUUGAAAUCGCUGAUCGGCUCUUCAUCUCCUCGCACCAUGCCCGGCAGCCGGAUUCCAGAGAAUUGA